AUGUCUAGAGAUGAUUUCAAAUUUGAGGAAGAGUUCAGUCACUUGAAUAUUGAUUGCCCAAUAUGUCUGAACAUUAUUAUUAGUGAGCCCCGAAAGACCAGUUGUUGUGGAAGACAUUUCUGCAAAGCCUGCAUUUCUAAAGUUACAGGAAGUUGCCCUCUUUGUAGAGGAGAAUGCCAGACCUACACAGACAAAAAAUUCAAACGUAUAGUUUAUUCUAAAACGGUUCAGUGCAUGAAAAAGAGGAAAGGAGUGACUGGAUGUGGCUGGAAAGGAGAGUUAAGGUUUUUAAAAGACCAUUUCUCUACAUCUUGUCCUUACGUUAUAGUCCAAUGCCUCCAAGAAUGUGAUCAAAAGGAUAUUUUACGCAUUGACCUGGACGACCAUUUAGAAAACCAUUGUCCGAUGCAACCAGUUGAGUGUCCUUUUAGUUGGUUAGGUUGUGAUGAAUGGCCUUUAAGGAAAGAUGUAGAGAAGCAUUAUUCUGAUACUAAACAUGCUGAACAUUUUGAGGUAGCAUAUCGAAGGCUUCUUAUGGCUAAUAAGCAGUUCAAUUUCUUCCUUGAUAAUUUGGAGAAGAAUAAUGCAUAUUUUAAUAUGAGGUGCUAUUGGUUGGGAAAUGAACUUGAUGUGUUGAAAAAGAAACAUGACGAGCUAAAGAAUAGUCAUGACAAAUUACUGAAACACUUCAAGAUAAUUAGUAUUAUAGUAGUUAUUUUAAUACUUGUUGUUUUACUGGUCUAA
Messenger RNA from Amphimedon queenslandica, 744 nucleotides. Its product is annotated as TNF receptor-associated factor 6-A-like. Lineage: Eukaryota; Metazoa; Porifera; Demospongiae; Haplosclerida; Niphatidae. The record is from RefSeq and is a predicted model, not a curated record. The coding region runs from base 1 to 744 and encodes 247 amino acids. Gene Ontology annotation, molecular function: zinc ion binding. The transcript has a single exon.